Messenger RNA from Egretta garzetta (little egret), 8265 nucleotides. RefSeq names its product teneurin transmembrane protein 2 (gene TENM2). The transcript is spliced from 28 exons. Lineage: Eukaryota; Metazoa; Chordata; Aves; Pelecaniformes; Ardeidae. Bases 1 to 8265 code for a protein of 2754 amino acids. Gene Ontology annotation, molecular function: protein heterodimerization activity; calcium ion binding; cell adhesion molecule binding. The record is from RefSeq and is a predicted model, not a curated record. Gene Ontology annotation, cellular component: membrane; neuron projection. Gene Ontology annotation, biological process: signal transduction; neuron development; heterophilic cell-cell adhesion.
AUGGAUAUAAAAGAUAGAAGACACCGUUCUCUGACGAGGGGCCGGUGUGGAAAGGAAUGUCGCUAUACGAGUUCUUCACUGGACAGUGAAGACUGCAGAGUACCAACUCAGAAGUCUUACAGCUCAAGUGAGACACUGAAGGCAUAUGAUCAUGACACCAGGAUGCAUUAUGGAAAUCGAGUUUCUGACCUGGUUCACAGGGAGUCCGAUGAGUUUCCAAGACAAGGAACAAACUUCACCCUUGCAGAACUAGGAAUCUGUGAGCCCUCUCCCCAUCGAAGUGGCUACUGCUCAGACAUAGGAAUACUCCAUCAAGGCUAUUCCUUGAGCACGGGCUCUGAUGCUGACUCAGACACGGAGGGAGGAAUGUCUCCAGAGCAUGCCAUCAGGCUGUGGGGAAGAGGGAUCAAAUCCAGGCGAAGUUCCGGUCUGUCAAGUCGUGAAAAUUCAGCGCUCACACUUACUGACUCCGACAAUGAAAAUAAGUCAGAUGAGGAGAACGAUUUUCACACACACCUUUCUGAGAAAUUGAAAGACAGACAGACAAGCUGGCAGCAGCUGGCUGAGACAAAGAACUCUCUCAUACGUCGUCCCAUUCCACCUACAUCCUCGUCUAGCCUUCUCCCAUCUGCUCAGCUGCCCAGUUCUCAUAAUCCUCCACCAGUUAGCUGCCAGAUGCCAUUGCUAGACAGCAACACGUCCCAUCAAAUCAUGGACACCAAUCCUGACGAGGAGUUCUCUCCUAAUUCAUAUCUGCUAAGAGCGUGUUCAGGGCCACAGCAGGCUUCCAGCAGUGGCCCUUCAAAUCAUCACAGCCAGUCAACGCUGAGGCCGCCUCUCCCUCCUCCUCACAACCAUUCGCUGUCCCAUCAUCAUUCUUCUGCCAACUCCCUCAACAGGAACUCGCUCACAAAUCGCCGGAACCAGAUCCAUGCGCCUGCUCCGGCGCCCAAUGACCUGGCCACCACCCCCGAGUCCGUGCAGCUCCAGGACAGCUGGGUGCUCAACAGCAACGUCCCGCUCGAGACCAGGCAUUUCUUGUUUAAGACAUCUUCUGGAACUACUCCGCUGUUCAGUAGUUCUUCCCCUGGUUACCCGCUGACCUCAGGAACAGUUUAUACUCCACCUCCCAGACUGUUACCCAGAAAUACAUUCUCCAGGAAUGCAUUCAAGCUGAAAAAACCCUCAAAGUAUUGUAGCUGGAAAUGUGCUGCUUUAUCUGCAAUUGCUGCUGCAGUCCUGCUUGCCAUCCUGCUAGCAUAUUUCAUAGGACCAUGGGUCACUAGGAAUAGCAGCAUAGAUAGCGGAGAAGCAGAAGUUGGCCGCAGGGUCACGCAGGAAGUGCCCCCUGGAGUUUUUUGGCGGUCUCAGAUCCAUAUCAGCCAGCCACAGUUCCUGAAGUUCAACAUAUCCUUAGGGAAGGAUGCUCUUUUUGGUGUUUAUAUAAGAAGAGGACUCCCACCAUCACAUGCCCAGUAUGAUUUCAUGGAACGCUUGGAUGGGAAAGAGAAAUGGAGUGUGGUGGAGUCCCCACGGGAACGUCGAAGUAUUCAGACCCUCGUUCAGAAUGAGGCUGUGUUUGUUCAAUACUUGGAUGUGGGUUUGUGGCACCUGGCAUUUUACAACGAUGGCAAGGACAAAGAAGUGGUCUCUUUCAGUACCGUUAUUUUGGAUUCAGUGCAAGACUGUCCACGUAAUUGUCAUGGGAAUGGCGAGUGUGUAUCCGGUGUGUGCCAUUGUUUUCCAGGAUUUCAUGGAGCAGAUUGUGCUAAAGCUGCCUGCCCGGUUCUGUGUAGUGGCAAUGGUCAGUACUCUAAAGGCACCUGCUUAUGCUACAGUGGCUGGAAAGGUCCAGAAUGUGAUGUACCCAUCAGCCAGUGUAUCGAUCCCUCGUGUGGAGGUCAUGGUUCCUGCAUCGAAGGGAACUGUGUCUGUUCUGUUGGCUAUAAAGGAGAAAACUGUGAAGAAGUUGAUUGCUUGGAUCCAACGUGCUCCAAUCACGGAGUCUGUGUGAAUGGAGAAUGUCUCUGCAGCCCGGGUUGGGGUGGAAUAAAUUGUGAGCUUCCCAGAGCCCAGUGUCCAGACCAGUGUAGCGGGCAUGGUACCUACCUGUCUGACACAGGGCUUUGUAGCUGUGAUCCCAACUGGAUGGGUCCUGACUGCUCCGUUGAAGUGUGCUCUGUAGACUGCGGCACUCACGGGGUGUGCAUUGGCGGAGCAUGUCGCUGCGAAGAAGGGUGGACAGGAGUGGCGUGUGACCAGCGCGUGUGUCAUCCCCGUUGCACGGAGCACGGAACUUGUAAAGAUGGGAAAUGUGAAUGCAGAGAGGGCUGGAAUGGGGAGCACUGCACCAUUGGUAGGCAAACGACAGGCACCGAAACAGAUGGCUGCCCUGAUUUGUGCAAUGGCAAUGGGAGAUGCACGCUGGGUCAGAACAGCUGGCAGUGUGUCUGCCAGACCGGCUGGAGGGGGCCUGGAUGCAACGUUGCCAUGGAAACCGCCUGUGCCGAUAACAAGGAUAAUGAGGGAGAUGGCUUGGUUGACUGCCUAGACCCAGACUGCUGCCUCCAGUCUACUUGUCAAAAUAGCCUGCUGUGCCGGGGCUCACGUGAUCCUCUUGACAUCAUACAACAGAGCCAUUCUGGUUCACCAGCUGUGAAGUCAUUCUAUGAUCGAAUCAAGCUCUUAGUGGGGAAGGACAGCACUCAUAUCAUCCCAGGAGAAAAUCCCUUCAACAGCAGUCUUGUGUCUCUUAUAAGAGGCCAAGUGGUGACUACAGAUGGAACUCCUCUAGUUGGAGUCAACGUGUCAUUUGUCAAGUAUCCAAAGUACGGCUAUACCAUCACUCGUCAGGAUGGCACAUUUGACUUGGUUGCAAAUGGCGGAGCAUCCCUAACCUUGCACUUUGAACGGGCCCCAUUUAUGAGUCAGGAAAGGACAGUAUGGUUGCCGUGGAAUAGCUUCUAUGCCAUGGACACACUUGCGAUGAAGACAGAGGAGAACUCCAUUCCCAGCUGUGAUCUAAGUGGUUUUGUCCGUCCUGAUCCAGUCAUCAUUUCAUCACCACUUUCAACUUUCUUCAGUGAUGCUCCUGGCCGGAAUCCCAUUGUACCAGAAACCCAGGUUCUUCAUGAAGAAAUUGAGAUCCCUGGUUCUAGCAUAAAGCUGAGCUACCUGAGUUCCCGUACUGCUGGAUACAAAUCCUUGCUUAAGAUUGCCAUGACUCAGUCACUUGUGCCACUGAAUCUAAUCAAAGUUCAUUUGAUGGUAGCAGUAGAAGGGCAUCUGUUUCAAAAAUCAUUUCAGGCAUCUCCCAACUUGGCAUAUACAUUUAUCUGGGACAAAACAGAUGCAUAUGGUCAGAAGGUUUAUGGGUUGUCGGAUGCUGUAGUUUCUGUGGGGUUUGAGUAUGAGACUUGCCCCAAUCUCAUUUUGUGGGAGAAGAGGACUGCACUGCUGCAAGGAUUUGAACUAGAUCCUUCAAAUUUAGGAGGAUGGUCUUUGGAUAAACAUCAUGUACUUAAUGUGAAGAGUGGUAUAUUGCACAAAGGCAAUGGAGAAAAUCAGUUUCUAACUCAGCAGCCAGCUGUGAUAACCAGCAUUAUGGGGAAUGGGCGCCGAAGAAGCAUAUCCUGUCCUAGCUGCAAUGGUCUGGCAGAAGGAAAUAAGCUUUUGGCCCCUGUAGCACUGGCAGUGGGUAUUGAUGGAAGUCUCUUCGUUGGAGAUUUUAACUAUAUUCGGCGUAUCUUCCCAUCCAGGAAUGUUACUAGUAUAUUGGAGCUGAGCAACAAUCCUGCUCAUAAAUACUAUCUGGCCGUGGACCCUGUUUCAGGCUCACUGUACGUAUCGGACACCAAUAGUCGACGGAUCUACAAAGUCAAGUCCCUCAGUGGCACGAAAGACCUAGCUGGUAACUCUGAAGUGGUAGCAGGGACUGGAGAGCAAUGCCUGCCCUUUGACGAAGCCAGAUGCGGGGAUGGAGGGAAGGCAGUGGAUGCAACCCUAAUGAGCCCUCGAGGAAUUGCAGUGGAUAAGUAUGGACUCAUGUAUUUUGUUGAUGCCACUAUGAUUAGAAAAGUGGAUCAGAAUGGAAUUAUAUCAACCCUGCUGGGCUCCAAUGACCUAACUGCUGUUCGACCUCUCAGCUGUGAUUCCAGCAUGGAUGUCACCCAGGUACGGCUGGAGUGGCCUACUGAUCUCGCUGUCAAUCCCAUGGACAACUCACUUUAUGUCCUAGAGAACAAUGUUAUUUUACGGAUCACAGAAAACCAUCAAGUUAGCAUUAUUGCUGGACGCCCCAUGCACUGCCAGGUUCCUGGUAUAGACUACUCUCUUAGCAAACUGGCUAUUCAUUCUGCACUUGAAUCAGCCAGUGCCAUUGCCAUCUCACACACAGGAGUUCUUUACAUCAGUGAGACAGAUGAAAAAAAAAUUAAUCGGCUACGCCAGGUAACUACCAAUGGAGAAAUAUGCCUUCUUGCAGGGGCAGCUUCAGACUGUGAUUGCAAAAAUGAUGUCAACUGUAAUUGCUAUUCUGGGGAUGAUGGGUAUGCCACUGAUGCCAUCUUAAAUUCACCAUCUUCCUUAGCUGUGGCCCCAGAUGGUACCAUCUACAUAGCUGAUCUUGGAAAUAUCCGCAUUAGGGCUGUCAGUAAAAACAGGCCCAUUCUUAAUUCCUUUAACCAAUAUGAAGCUGCAUCUCCAGGAGAACAGGAGCUGUAUGUCUUCAAUGCUGAUGGGAUUCACCAGUACACUCUCAGCCUUGUUACCGGGGAGUACUUGUACAAUUUCACCUAUAGCAGCGAUAACGAUGUCACGGAGGUGAUGGACAACAAUGGCAACUCCUUGAAGGUCCGUCGGGAUGCCAGUGGGAUGCCCCGCCAUUUACUGAUGCCGGAUAAUCAGAUUGUCACGCUGGCUGUUGGCACUAAUGGUGGACUCAAGCUAGUCUCAACACAGACCCUGGAGCUCGGAUUAAUGACAUAUAACGGAAACAGUGGUCUCUUAGCAACGAAGAGUGAUGAAACAGGAUGGACAACAUUUUAUGACUAUGAUCAUGAAGGGCGUCUGACCAAUGUAACACGUCCCACUGGAGUGGUAACUAGCCUUCAUCGAGAAAUGGAAAAGUCUAUUACCAUCGACAUUGAGAAUUCUAAUCGGGAUGACGAUGUCACGGUCAUCACAAAUCUCUCCUCUGUGGAGGCUUCCUAUACAGUUGUUCAAGAUCAAGUGAGGAACAGCUACCAGCUCUGUAAUAAUGGUACCUUGAGAGUGAUGUAUGCCAAUGGCAUGAGCAUUAGCUUUCACAGCGAACCUCAUGUCCUGGCUGGGACUGUGACUCCCACCAUAGGACGAUGUAAUAUUUCACUACCAAUGGAAAAUGGUUUAAACUCCAUUGAAUGGCGUCUGAGGAAGGAACAGAUUAAAGGCAAAGUGACUGUCUUUGGAAGAAAGCUCAGGGUGCAUGGAAGGAAUUUACUGUCCAUUGAUUACGACCGGAACAUACGCACAGAAAAAAUCUAUGAUGAUCACCGGAAAUUUACGCUGAGGAUAAUUUACGAUCAGCUGGGACGGCCUUUCCUUUGGCUGCCCAGCAGCGGCCUGGCUGCUGUCAACGUGUCUUACUUCUUCAACGGGCGCCUGGCUGGGCUUCAGCGCGGUGCCAUGAGUGAAAGAACAGAUAUCGAUAAGCAAGGCAGGAUCAUAUCGCGCAUGUUUGCAGAUGGGAAAGUUUGGAGCUACACCUAUCUAGAAAAAUCGAUGGUACUACUGCUUCAAAGUCAACGACAGUACAUCUUCGAGUAUGAUUCUUCAGACCGACUUCACGCUGUUACCAUGCCUAGCGUUGCUCGGCACAGCAUGUCAACUCACACCUCUAUUGGCUACAUUAGAAAUAUUUAUAAUCCCCCGGAAAGCAAUGCAUCAGUGAUUUUUGAUUUCAGUGAUGAUGGGAGGAUUUUGAAAACAUCAUUUUUAGGUACUGGCCGACAAGUCUUCUACAAGUAUGGAAAGCUAUCCAAAUUAUCAGAAAUUGUUUAUGACAGCACUGCAGUUACUUUUGGAUAUGAUGAAACUACAGGUGUUCUAAAAAUGGUGAAUUUGCAAAGUGGAGGUUUUUCUUGUACAAUCCGCUAUCGUAAGAUCGGUCCUCUCGUUGACAAACAAAUCUACAGAUUCUCUGAGGAAGGCAUGGUCAAUGCAAGGUUCGAUUAUACAUAUCAUGAUAAUAGCUUUCGAAUCGCAAGCAUCAAACCCAUAAUAAGUGAGACGCCUCUUCCUGUUGAUCUCUACCGUUACGAUGAGAUUUCUGGCAAAGUAGAGCAUUUUGGCAAAUUUGGAGUUAUUUAUUAUGAUAUAAAUCAAAUUAUUACUACAGCAGUUAUGACACUGAGUAAGCACUUUGAUACCCACGGACGCAUUAAAGAAGUUCAAUAUGAAAUGUUCAGAUCCCUGAUGUACUGGAUGACUGUACAAUAUGACAGCAUGGGAAGGGUGACUAAAAGAGAACUGAAACUUGGUCCAUAUGCCAACACCACCAAGUAUACCUAUGAUUACGAUGGAGAUGGGCAACUGCAAAGCGUAGCAGUAAACGAUAGGCCAACCUGGCGUUACAGUUACGAUCUGAAUGGAAACCUCCAUCUCUUGAAUCCUGGAAACAGUGUCCGGUUGAUGCCUCUGCGCUAUGACCUAAGAGACAGGAUUACGCGCUUAGGUGACAUACCGUACAAAAUUGAUGAUGAUGGAUUCCUGUGUCAGCGAGGCUCAGAUGUAUUUGAGUACAACUCCAAAGGACUCUUAACAAGAGCUUACAACAAAGCAAAUGGGUGGAGCGUUCAGUACCGUUACGACGGACUUGGCCGAAGGGCUUCCUGUAAGACCAACCUGGGGCAUCAUCUACAGUACUUUUAUGCUGAUCUUCACAAUCCAACAAGGGUAACUCAUGUAUACAAUCAUUCCAAUUCAGAAAUUACCUCUUUGUACUACGACCUGCAAGGCCACCUCUUUGCAAUGGAGAGUAGCAGCGGGGAAGAAUACUACGUCGCCUCUGAUAACACAGGCACUCCGUUAGCUGUGUUCAGCAUCAAUGGCCUCAUGAUCAAACAGCUUCAGUACACAGCGUAUGGGGAGAUUUAUUAUGACUCUAACCCUGAUUUCCAGCUGGUUAUUGGCUUCCAUGGAGGCCUGUAUGAUCCUUUAACCAAACUCGUCCAUUUUACCCAAAGGGACUAUGAUGUCCUGGCUGGGCGCUGGACAUCUCCUGAUUACACCAUGUGGAAAAAUAUUGGUAAAGAACCCGCUCCUUUCAAUCUGUACAUGUUCAAGAGUAACAACCCUCUCAGCAAUGAACUGGAUCUAAAGAAUUAUGUAACAGAUGUCAAAAGCUGGUUGGUGAUGUUUGGAUUUCAGCUUAGCAACAUUAUUCCUGGGUUCCCUAGAGCAAAAAUGUACUUCGUGUCACCGCCAUACGAGUUGUCGGAGAGUCAAGCAUGUGAAAAUGGACAGCUAAUUACAGGAGUUCAGCAGACAACAGAAAGACACAACCAAGCUUUCAUGGCUCUCGAGGGACAGGUCAUAUCUAAAAGAUUACAUGCCAGUAUUAGAGAAAAAGCAGGUCACUGGUUCGCAACAACCACUCCUAUCAUUGGGAAAGGAAUCAUGUUUGCUGUGAAGGAAGGCCGUGUAACCACUGGCAUUUCCAGCAUAGCCACAGACGAUAGCAGAAAGAUUGCCUCUGUCCUUAACAGUGCUCACUACCUGGAAAAAAUGCACUACAGCAUCGAGGGGAAGGAUACCCAUUACUUUGUCAAGAUAGGCUCGGCUGACAGCGACCUCGUCACCCUGGCGAUGACCAGCGGGAGGAAGGUCCUGGAGAGCGGAGUCAACGUCACCGUCUCCCAGCCCACUCUCCUCGUCAAUGGCAGGACUCGAAGGUUUACGAAUAUUGAGUUUCAGUAUUCUACCCUGCUGAUCAACAUCCGCUACGGACUGACCCCCGACACGCUGGACGAGGAAAAGGCGCGAGUGUUAGACCAGGCUCGGCAGCGAGCCCUGGGAUCAGCCUGGGCCAAAGAGCAGCAGAAGGCACGGGAUGGCCGAGAGGGCAGCCGCGUAUGGACAGACGGAGAGAAGCAGCAGCUUCUGAAUACGGGAAGGGUUCAAGGUUACGAGGGAUACUAUGUCCUGCCCGUGGAGCAGUACCCAGAGCUAGCAGACAGUAGCAGCAACAUCCAGUUUUUAAGACAGAAUGAAAUGGGAAAGAGGUAA